AUGACUCAGCGAGCAGCUCCUGAAAAGUUGAGAAUAGAGCGCGCGCGUGAAAGAUACCUCAAGAUCCGCGAUCACUGUGAUGCUAUUAGCCUAUGUGUUCUGGCUUCAGCAGUGUCGCUUCUUGGUGUGUCAUGCCGUCCGCUCCUUCUGCAUAUCCUAUACCCUGUUCUCGGCGCUUUAGGACGACGCAGCGAAUUGGUUCGACGUGCUGCCCAGUACGCAUUGGAGUGUAUGGCAGACGCUUGUGCCUAUCCGGACGUACGGAGUUGUGUGCUUCAUCACACGGAUUAUGUCUUGGGAGCAGCGAGUCAUCGACUUGUCUCAGGACUACGCACAGAGCUAUAUGCUGGUGUCACGAUUGACUCGAUCGAGCCCGCUCCUACAACGGGUCUCAUGAGUGCACGCGCAGCACCAUGGGUAUUGGUCCAGAUCAUCGAAAUGCUUGGCAUCGAGGCACUUCCAUGGGUCGAGGAUGCUGUGGAAGAAGUGCUGACGGCGCUAGAUCAGUUUCAUGGACACGAAGAUGUCUGUGAUGGCCUUCUCGCUGUCCUUGCACGCCUCGUCGCAGUCAUGGCGCCCGUGCAGUCUAUGAACCCCACACCUGCUCCGAGAUCGUCAGAUGCGAUCGAAGAGUUCCGACUUUGGAUUCAGAGAUCAACGUCUACAGCUAAUGACUUAGCAGAAGCGCCAGCGAACACGAAAGUCCCGGACCAAAAUACGAACGAGGACCCGAAUCCACCACCUGACCGUCUUCAAACUGUUGUGUCCGACAUUCUCGCCCGGUGUGUACCAUUCCUUAGUCACGUGGACGCUCAUCUCCGUGUGCGAGCUUUGGAUAUGCUUCGCGAUGGCGUUAAAACAUUAGCACCGCAGAAUCGUACAGCAGAGCUGUAUCCCGUCUUGGACCGGGCAUGGCCAUUGAUCCUUACACGAUUAGGCACAAGCUUUUCAAGUGCCGGGCUCCAGUCAGAGAACGAUCUGAACGUAUGGAUUCAUGCCACUAUGCUCGUGUCAGCCGUGGGUCAAUGUGCAUCUGAUGGUUUCGGUCGGCGCAUUCUCAAAGAUGUGUGGCCCCGUUGGAACACCAUGCUGCACGAUCAACGAGGCAUUGGCAAACCAAAGCACGCACGUAUUUCGUAUGCAGCUCUGCUGCCCAACAAUACGCCUGCCGCCGCCCAAAGGGAACAGCAUGCCACACGGAUCGGGCUCUACGAUGAGCAUGCGACGAACGGACGCAUAUUUUAUCCGUGCAGAUAG
This is a messenger RNA of Malassezia globosa CBS 7966, 1257 nucleotides long. RefSeq lists its product as uncharacterized. Gene Ontology annotation, cellular component: cytoplasm. The record is from RefSeq and is a predicted model, not a curated record. The transcript is spliced from 2 exons. Gene Ontology annotation, biological process: chromatin remodeling. Bases 1 to 1257 code for a protein of 418 amino acids. NCBI's taxonomy places the organism in Eukaryota, Fungi, Basidiomycota, Malasseziomycetes, Malasseziales, Malasseziaceae.